Messenger RNA from Caenorhabditis angaria, 7078 nucleotides. NCBI's taxonomy places the organism in Eukaryota, Metazoa, Nematoda, Chromadorea, Rhabditida, Rhabditidae. The record is from the annotation of a GenBank genome assembly.
AUGAAAAUCGACAAAGCGCCGUGUAGUGUGUGCGGAGAGGUGGGGAACGGCAUACAUUUCGGCGCGGAAGCUUGCCGCGCGUGCGCCGCCUUCUUCCGCCGCUCCGUAGCGCUCAGCAAAACGUAUCGGUGUCGCGGAAACAAUGCGUGUGAGAUUGUGUCGAGUGAGUUGGGGCUUCCGGAAGCUUCCGCCUCCGGAAAAUAACCUCCGAUUUUCUUUCAGCUGUCCGAUGUAUGUGUCGAAGUUGUCGAUUCGCGAAAUGCCAGAAGGUCGGGAUGCGGAAGGAGGCGGUGCAGAAGUUCAGGGAUGCGUAUGGGAAACGCGGAUCGGAUGUGGAAUCGCCGAGCACUUCGGUGGUGAGUUAGGGUGCGGAAGCUUUCCGGAGGCUUCCGGAAGCUUCUGGAGGGUUCGAGAGGCUUCCCGAGGCUUCCCAGGCCCUCUAAAGCCCCCUAAAGCCCCCCAAGCCCCCUAAAUCUUCCAGCAAGUCACCCAAUCGCAAUCCUCACCAUGCGGAAGUGUUUCCGAAGACACGGGCGGUAUGCCGGUCCUGACAAUCCUCCAGAAUAACUACGCACGCCUUCAAAGCGUGCGGCGAAUUGUGCAUCACACGGAAACCGACGAUAGCGUGUUUACGGUGGGUUACUGUAGCCUGGGAGUACUGUAGAAUUUUUUGCGGGCGCCAAAAAUUGUUCUGUCAACUGGUGACCCAGGCAGGGGUACAUACAAUUUUUGGGGCGGGAAAAAAAAUUUGAAUUCAAAUUUUUUCCCGCCCUACCGUAUCCAUGCUCGGAGCCGCCAGUUAGCAGAACUUUUUUUUUCACAUGCCACGUGGAAUUUUUAAUACAGUGUAGUUUAGUAGUAGAGAAAAAAAAUGAUUUUUUUUGGGCCCAACAAAAAAUUGUGUGUGUGUUGUAUAAUAUGAGUCAUGCGGCGUCGCUAGUCAUAAAAAAUGACGAAUUAUUGAUUUGUUUUUUUUGGGCACCGUGCCAAAAUUUGAAAAAAACACACCUUUUUAACCUUAGGAGCUUAAAAAUUGCCUUAAAAUUGGAUUUUUGGCCUUAGGAGCUUAAAAAUGACCUAAAGACCAUAUUUUUGACCUUAUGAGCUUUGAAAAUAGCCUUAAAAUCGGAUUUUUGAGCUUAGGAGCUUGCAAAUUGCCUCAAAAUCGAAUUUUCGAGCUUAGCAGCUCAAAAAUGACUUAAAGACCUUAUGUUUGACCUUAGAAGCUCAAAAAUGACCUAAAGACCGUGUUUUUGAGCUUAGGAGCUUAAGAAUAGCCUUAAAAUCAUAUUUUUGAGGUCAGAAUCUUGCAUACGACCUUAAAAUCUUAUGUUUGACAUUAGUAGCUUAAAAAUAGCCUUAAAACCGUAUUUUUGACCUUAGAAACUUGAAUACAGCCUAAAAAUCGUAUUUUAUGAAUCUAGGAGCUUGGAAAUCACCUAAGAUUGCAUUUUUGACCCUAGGAGCCUUAAAAUGACCUAAAGACCGUAUUUUCGAGGUUAGCUGCUUAAAAAUGACCUUAAAAUCGAUUUUUUGAGGUUGGGAACUUCAAUAAUGGCCUAAAAAUCAUAUUUUUUACAUUAGGAGCUUAAAAAUUACCUGAAGACCGUAUUUUUGAGCUCAGGAGCUAUAAAAAUGACCUAAAGAUCAGAGUUCCGAAUUUAUCGAGCUUUGAAACCCAUAGAAACUGAAACCUUUGUAGGUUUCGGUUUCAUACGGUUUCGGUUUCGUUUGCAAGGGUUUCGAAACCCUUGGCAAAGGGUUUCGGUUUCAUACCUCUAGGCUCGAAACCCUUGAACGAAACCUUUCGAAACCUUUUGAAACCUUAUGAAACCCAUUUUUGAAAUUGAAUCAGUGAAGCUGAACUUGAUGUAAAUUGUCUGAAAAUCGGUUUUUGAGUAGGGUAAAGCUUGAAUUUCAGCGUCUGCUAACAUUUUAAGCUUAAGCUUCAUCCCAGAAGCUGUUAUCAGUGAUUAUCAGUGAAAUUUCAAAAUUAUCAGAUUCAGCUGGGAUUUGGAGGAAAUGAUGUUUGGUGAUAGUAGAUGACAUUUUUGAUAAGUUUAGAGCUCCAGCUUCAUCUCAGAAGCUCUUAUCACUCCUUAUCACUAAAUUAUCAAUAUGCUCAGAUUGAGCUCAAACUUGCAGAAAAUGAUGUCUGGAGUUAGUAGAGAAUAUUUUUGAUAAGUUUAUACAUCAAGCUUCAUCUCAAAAGCUCUUAUCACCUGUUAUCACUAAAUUAUCAAUAUCAUCUGAUAAGGCCGAAAAUCGGCAUUUUUGGGUUUUCGAGUAUGGGGAAUCGUGUGCUGAUAAUCAUUUUGUCUGAAAACCACUUUUAAAGGACCCCAUCACUCAAAAAAAAUUUUUUGGAAAAAUUAUGUUUUGGGGUUUUUCGGUACGGGGAGUCAUGUGGGGUUGAUCAAUCGACUCAAAACUCGUUUUUAAAGGCAGUAAUCAUGAAAAAAUUAUUUUUUUUGAAAUUUGAAGAUUAGUGGUUUUUCGAUACGAGGAACAUCGUGGUGAGACCCGUUUGGCCUAAAAAUGACUUUUAAAGGCACAUUCUGACCAAAAAAUAUUUUUUUAUGGAAACUAGGUUUUUUGAUAUGCUGGACAUUGUGCCGACAUUGAUUUAGCUCAAAAACGAUUUUUAAAGGCAUAUAUCAGGUUAUAAUUUUUUUUUGAGUUUUUCACUAAAGAAGUUGAAAUAAAAACAAACGGUUUCGAAAUUAUCAGACAAUAUUGAAAAAUAAUUGAUUUGUGACCGUUUAUAAGAAAAAACUCAAAAAAAAAAUUAUAACCUGAUAUAUGCCUUUAAAAAUCGUUUUUGAGCUAAAUCAAUGUCGGCACAAUGUCCAGCAUAUCAAAAAACCUAGUUUCCAUAAAAAAAUAUUUUUUGGUCAGAAUGUGCCUUUAAAAGUCAUUUUUAGGCCAAACGGGUCUCACCACGAUGUUCCUCGUAUCGAAAAACCACUAAUCUUCAAAUUUCAAAAAAAAUAAUUUUUUCAUGAUUACUGCCUUUAAAAACGAGUUUUGAGUCGAUUGAUCAACCCCACAUGACUCCCCGUACCGAAAAACCCCAAAACAUAAUUUUUCCAAAAAUUUUUUUUUUGAGUGAUGGGGUCCUUUAAAAGUGGUUUUCAGACAAAAUGAUUAUCAGCACACGAUUCCCCAUACUCGAAAACCCAAAAAUGCCGAUUUUCGGCCUUAUCAGAUGAUAUUGAUAAUUUAGUGAUAACAGGUGAUAAGAGCUUUUGAGAUGAAGCUUGAUGUAUAAACUUAUCAAAAAUAUUCUCUACUAACUCCAGACAUCAUUUUCUGCAAGUUUGAGCUCAAUCUGAGCAUAUUGAUAAUUUAGUGAUAAGGAGUGAUAAGAGCUUCUGAGAUGAAGCUGGAGCUCUAAACUUAUCAAAAAUGUCAUCUACUAUCACCAAACAUCAUUUCCUCCAAAUCCCAGCUGAAUCUGAUAAUUUUGAAAUUUCACUGAUAAUCACUGAUAACAGCUUCUGGGAUGAAGCUUAAGCUUAAAAUGUUAGCAGACGCUGAAAUUCAAGCUUUACCCUACUCAAAAACCGAUUUUCAGACAAUUUACAUCAAGUUCAGCUUCACUGAUUCAAUUUCAAAAAUGGGUUUCAUAAGGUUUCAAAAGGUUUCGAAAGGUUUCGUUCAAGGGUUUCGAGCCUAGAGGUAUGAAACCGAAACCCUUUGCCAAGGGUUUCGAAACCCUUGCAAACGAAACCGAAACCGUAUGAAACCCAAAGUUUCGCGAAACAUUGUUUCGGUUUCUAUAGGUUUCGAAACCUGGGUUUCGAAACUCGGAACUCUGCUAAAGAUCAUAUUUUUGAGCCUAGGAGCUUAAAAAUGACCUUAAAAUCGCAUUUUUGACCUUAAGAGCUUAAAAAUGACCCAAAUUCCGUAUUUUUAAGGUUAGGAACUUGAAAAUAGCCUUAAAAUUGGAUUUUUAACCUUAGGAGCCUUAAAAUCGGUUUUUUUGACCUUAGCAGCUUAAAAAUAGCCUUAGAAUUGGAUUUUUGACCUUAGGAGCUCUAAAAAUGACUUAAAGACCGUAUUUUUGAGCUCAGGAGCUAUAAAAAUGAUCUAAAAUUUGCAUUUUAAACUUAGGAGCUUGAAAAUAGCCCAAAAUCGGAUUUUUCACCUUACAAUUAGGUCAUCCCUCUGUGUCUCUAACCCCGCCUAGCUUCUCUGCACUCUCUAAAAAAUCUAUGCUCACUAGCCCUCUAGCAUCUCUAACAUUUCUGCAAUCCCUCUGCGUCUCUAGCUUUUCUCCACUCUCUGAAAACCCCAUGUUCUCUAGGUGUCUAGCCCCAAGCCCAGGCCUAUUUAGGCUCAAAAAAUCUGGAAUUUUGCAGACUCGUCAAGCCAAACCCGUCACCUACAAAGAGGCGAAUCGUGUAAAUUCGAAAGAGUGCGAUUUGGUGGCCGAUUGGAUCAUCAACUCCUAUCCGGGAUUCAAUGAUUUGCCGCGCGAUCAGAAGAAGAUUUUGUUUCGCAAUUUUUUUCUGCCGUUUGUGAUUUUGGAGGGCGGACAUUUUGCGUGUAUUCACAGUGAGUUUUUGAUUUUUUGAGUGCGGAAGCUUGCGCGAAGCGCCGCGGAAUCUUCCGCGCAGCGGCACGAGCGGAGCGAGUGUAGUUCCCUCUGCGUCUCUAACCUGCUAGCUUCUCUGCAUAGGGAAUAUAGGGUUUUUGGAGAGUGCAGAGAAGCUAGAGGGCUAGAGACGCAGAGGGAAAUACACUCGCUUCGCUCGAGCCGCUUACGCGGAAGAUUCCGGGGCGCUUCGCGCUAGGCAGCUAGAGAGCAUGCGUUUUUAGAGAGUGCAGAGAAGCUAGAGGGCUAGAGACGCAGAGAAACAGUACUUCUUUGCCACGUGGCAAAGAGGGAAAUUUUAAAUUUUCAUUUCUGAAAUUCCACGUGGCAGAAUUGAAAUUCAGAAAAAAAUUUGAAAUCAAAGUUUUCGCGCUAAAAAUUGCAGUAAAUUUUCACAAGUCCAAAAAAAAAAGAUUUUCGGAAAAAAAUGAAAAUGUGAUCUACAGUACCCUCCGGAAUCCACGUGUAUAUCCCUCUGCGUCUCUAACUCUCUAGCUUCUCUGCACUCUCUAUAAAACCACAUGAUCUCUAGAUGUCUAGCUUGCGCGAAGCGCCCCGGGAUCUUCCGCGUAGCGGCUCGAGCGAAGCGAGUGUAAAUCCCUCUGCGUCUCUAACCCUCUAGCUUCUCUGCACUCUCUAAAAAAUCUAUGCUCUCUAGCCCUCUAGCAUCUCUAAGAUCUGUGCAAUUCCUCUGCGUCUCUAGCCGCCUAGCUUCUCUGCGUCUCUGAUUCUUCAGUGUUCUCUAGCCCUCUAGCAUCUCUAACAUCCCUGCAAUCCCUCUGCGUCUCUAACCUUCUAAUUUCUCUGCACUCUCUGAAACCCCAUUCUCUCUAGGUGUCUAGCUUCCGCAAGCUUGCGCGAAGCGCCCCGGAAUCUUCCGCGCAAGCGGCUCGAGCGGAGCGAGUGUAGUUCCCUCUGCGUCCCUAACCCUUUAGCAUCUCUGCGAGUAUAAAUCCCAGGCUUACCCCCAAGCCUAAGGUCUACCCUAGCCUUAUCCGGGCUCAAAAUGCUCCAAAUUUCACGGCCCAAACGCCCAAAACCUCCAUUUUGCAGACCGAAACGACAUCAUAAUCCUAGCCUCCGGCGACUACAUCGACUGCAAUCGUCCCGAAACCUUCUACUACGAUCCCGAAGGUUCUCAACUAAUGUCAUCCGAAGAUGCCGUCCGAAUGUUCGCCUCGAGUUUCUCGAAUUACCGCCGAAAUGUGACGGAUCCGAUGUUGCGCGACGCUGUCGAUGAGCACGAAUUUUUUGCGCUGUGCAGUCUGGUGCUCUUCGACACCGGGCUCGAAGGACAAUCGGAGCAAUGUAUUAAUUUGGCACGCAAAAUUCGGGAGAUUGUGCAGAAGGAAAUUUUGUAUUAUUAUCGCAGUGUACGGUGUGUUCAAGAUCCAUCGAUGAGAUUGGCUAACUUGUUGUCUUUGCUACCGGCUUUGCAGGUACUGUAGGGGGUACUGUAGAUUUUUCGGGGCUGAAAAUGAUGCAUUUUGAUACCAAACAUGCCUAGGAUUACUGUAGCUCUAGUUUUCCCGCCAAAAAAUUAUGCAUUUUGAUACCAAACAUGCCUAGGGGUACUGUAGAUUAAAAAUAAUGACACGUGGAUUUCUUGUGGUUACUGUAGCUCUAGUUUUCCCGCCAAAAAAUGAACUUUCAUCAUUUUUUUUCCCAAAGUACGCAGCCAAAUCCGAUUUAAGCCUAAGCUUAAGCCUAAGCCUAACUAAGCUAAAGAAAAAGUGCAAGAAAACGUCUAGCUAAUUUGGCUGCGUACCUGAGAGACAUUAGAUACUCAGUCAAGAAAAAUUGGAAAAAAAACAGGUACAAGAUACGCAGCCAAAUUUGCGAUGUACCUAAAUUUUCAAAAUUUCUAUACUUCAACAUGUUACCAUUUGAUACUCAGUUAAGUACGCAGCCAAAUGUAAUGUUUUUCAUUUGGCUGCGUAUCUGAGAAGCAUUAGAUACUCAGUUAAGAAAAAUUGUAAAAAAACAGGUACAAGAUACGCAGCCAAAUUUGUGAUCUACCUAAAUUUUCAAAAUUUCUAUACUUCAACAUGUUACCAUUUGAUACUCAGUUAAGUACGCAGCCAAAUGUAAUGUUUUUCAUUUGGCUGCGUAUCUGAGAAGCAUUAGAUACUCAGUUAAGAAAAAUUGUAAAAAAACAGGUACAAGAUACGCAGCCAAAUUUGUGAUCUACCUAAAUUUUUAACAUUUCUUAUAGUUUGAACAUUUGAUACUCAGUUAAGUACGCAGCCAAAUGUAAUGUUUUUCAUUUGGCUGCGUACCUGAGAGACAUUGGAUACUCAGUCAACUCCAUUUUUUAUGAUCAAUUUGGCUGCGUACCAUUAGAUACUCAGUCAACUCCCCCAAUUUUGUUUACAGCGUGCAACACGUCGUUUCCAAGAAGACGUCGAGAUCAGCCACGUGUUCAACGUGUAUUCGGUGGACGAGAAAUUCUAUGAGAUUUGCAACGGCCGUUUUUAA